CCACCUGCUCUGCUGCGCUCUGCUCGGAGGAUUAAGGGCGCACGCCGAGCCGCUGACCUUUAACCCGGAACUUUUCUACCCCAACCGCGCACGUUGAGCCAGCUUUGAGGCUGCUUCUCUCAGGUAGCCUUCAGUCAUGUCUUCCAAGAAGAGCCGAAAGCGGCUGAAAGAAGGCUCGGAUGGAGGCUCUCCCUCGUUCUCGGCUGGUCCCUCGCGCGCGGGGACUCCUGCUUCUGCUCGACCGGACGCGGUGGGGGCGGCGGCGCCGGGGACCCUGGUGGUGACUAACUUUCUCGAGAAAGUAGAUGGCAAAGUUCCUAAGACAUUCCAGAAUUCCCUUGUUCACCUUGGACUCAACACUAUGAAGUCUGCAAACAUAUGUAUCGGUCGACCAGUGCUGCUUACCAGUUUGGAUGGAAAGCAAGAGGUUUAUACAGCUUGGCCAGUGGCAGGAUUUCCUGGAGGCAAGGUUGGCCUAAGUGAAAUGGCACAGAAGAAUGUGGGUGUAAGGGCUGGCGAGACCCUCCGGGUCCAGCCUCUUUUGGGUGCUGUACUUCAGGCUCAGGAGAUGGAUUUGGCACUGAGUGACAAAGAUAGAGAAAUUAAUGAAGAAGAACUGACUGGUUGUAUUCUGAGAAAACUAGAUGGCAAGAUUGUUUUACCAGGCAACUUUCUGUAUUGUACUUUCUAUGGACGGCUUUGCAAGUUACAAGUGUUGCAAGUGAAAGGGACAGAUGGCACAGCAUUAGGAAAGCCCCAGAAUGUGUCUAGCCCUGAGACUCAGGCCUGUGAGCAUUCCAGUAUGGAAACCAGUGACCUGGAUAUAUCCUUCCAGCUAAGCCAGUUAGAUAUGAAAGAACCUCAUAGCCCAGCAUCACAAAGUAAACCUACUGAUGACAGAAUUUUAAGUAAAGCUGAUGAAGAUUUGUCGGAUGUUAUACAGAGUCCUGGGAAUGGCAGUGGACUUGGGCUGGUGGAAGGCACAGGUCUUAAAUGUAGUUUUGAUUCAGCCAGAGAAGAAAGCAAGCAACUUACCAAUGAAGAAAAACUCCUAAAAUCUGCCAAUGAAGGAGCAAAGUGCAAUACUGAUACUUUUUAUUUUAUUUCUUCAACAACAAGAAUCAAUCUUAGAAAAAUUUGUAAAAACUCAAAAGAACAAGACAGCCAAUUCAGAAUAACUUACGACAUGAUUGGAGGCUUAAACAGUCAGCUGAAAGCAAUUAGAGAAAUAAUUGAACUGCCUCUCAAGCAGCCUGAACUUUUCAAGAGUUAUGGAAUUCCAGCACCUAGAGGAUUAUUACUCUAUGGUCCGCCAGGUACUGGAAAGACAAUGAUUGCCAGGGCUGUGGCGAAUGAAGUUGGAGCUUAUGUUUCUGUAAUUAAUGGUCCUGAAAUAAUAAGCAAAUUCUAUGGUGAGACUGAAGCUAGGUUACGUCAGAUAUUCGCAGAAGCCGCUCUACGGUAUCCAUCAAUUAUUUUUAUUGAUGAGCUGGAUGCAUUGUGCCCUAAAAGAGAAGGCGCUCAGAAUGAAGUGGAGAAGAGAGUUGUAGCUUCACUCUUAACACUGAUGGAUGGCAUUGGCUCAGAAGGAAGUGAAGGACGAGUAUUAGUCCUUGGUGCCACAAAUCGCCCUCAAGCAUUAGAUGUUGCACUUAGAAGACCUGGGCGAUUUGAUAAAGAGAUUGAGAUUGGGGUUCCUAAUGCCCAGGACAGACUUGAUAUUCUUCAGAAACUGCUCCGAAGGGUGCCACACUUGCUCACUAAAGCUGAACUGCUGCAGCUGGCAAAUAAUGCUCAUGGAUAUGUUGGUGCAGACUUGAAAGCCUUGUGUAAUGAAGCAGGUCUGUGUGCCUUGCGAAGAGUCCUGAGGAAACAGCCUAACCUCCCUGAUAGCAAGGUGGCUGGAAUGGUGAAGAUUACACUGAGUGAUUUCUUACAGGGUAUGAGUGAAAUAAGGCCCAGUGCUAUGAGAGAGGUAGCAGUUGAUGUCCCAAAUGUAUCCUGGUCAGAUAUAGGAGGACUGGAAAAUAUCAAACUGAAAUUGAAACAGGCUGUGGAAUGGCCUUUGAAGCAUCCCAAGUCUUUCAUCCGAAUGGGCAUUCAGCCACCUAAAGGAGUUCUCCUGUAUGGGCCACCUGGAUGCUCCAAAACAAUGAUAGCGAAGGCUUUGGCCAAUGAAAGUGGGCUGAAUUUUCUAGCUAUAAAGGGCCCUGAAUUAAUGAGUAAAUACGUUGGUGAAUCUGAAAGAGCAGUUAGAGAGCUAUUUCGUAAAGCAAGAGCAGUGGCUCCUUCCAUUAUUUUUUUUGAUGAACUUGAUGCCUUGGCAGUUGAAAGGGGCAGUUCUUCAGGUGCUGGCAAUGUGGCAGACAGAGUUUUAGCUCAGCUGUUAACAGAAAUGGAUGGGAUUGAGCAGCUAAAGGAUGUGACAGUUUUGGCAGCUACUAAUCGCCCAGAUAAAAUAGACAAGGCUUUGAUGCGGCCUGGAAGAAUUGAUAGAAUCAUUUACGUGCCCUUGCCAGAUGCAGCAACAAGGAGGGAAAUACUGAACCUACAGUUUCACUCAAUGCCAAUCAGUAAUGAGGUAGACCUGGAUGAACUCAUCUUCCAAACAGAUACAUACUCAGGAGCAGAGAUCAUAGCUGUCUGCAGAGAGGCUGCUCUCCUGGCCCUGGAAGAAGACAUUAAAGCUGACUGCAUUAUGAAGAGGCAUUUCACUCAAGCCUUGAGUAUUGUGACACCUAGAAUCUCAGAAUCACUGAGACGCUUUUAUGAAGAUUACCAAGAAAAUAGCAGGCUACACAUUCUCUGAGAGAUCUAUGCUACUCAUAUACUAAAAUGUUUUCUAGAGAAAAAUUCAUUUUCAGAUUUUUUUCUUGAGAGUGUUUACAAUACUUUAAAGGUAAAAUGUUUGAAAUAUUUUUACUAGAAUUGAAGAGCUUCAACUGAAUGUUUUGCAUUAUUUGAGUACAAUAAACAUAUCAUUGGGCAUCAGUUUAAACCAGUUUUAACAUUUGAUUUUCAAGAACAUCCAUUCACUCCUUGAAUGAGUUUCUUACUUGUCAGUGCCAGACCUGUAGAAGUCUUUUCUGUCCAACAUGAAACAAGUAUGUGCAUAAAGACACCAUGAGCAGCAUCCAUGGUUCUUUUUAUUAAAGGCUGGGUUUCAUGUAGCCCUGGCUGGCCUUCAUCUCUGUGUAACUGAGGAUGACCUUGAACUUCUGGUUCUCCACCUCCUGAAUGCUGGGAUUAUAGUUAUAUACUACUACAUCCAGAUUAUGUAGUGCUGAAAAUUGAACCCAGGGCCUGGUGCAUGCUAGGGCAAGUACUCUACCAACUGAGCCAAACCCCAUGCCCCAAAUCUGUACUUUGAAAGGCUAGUCAGGAUUGUGUGGCCUUGUUUCCAAAUAUAUGUUUGUUCUCAUUAUUACUGGCACCUGCAUUCAUGGCCAGAAAGUAUUAUGUUAGCACAUGUAAUACAGUGUCUUUUGAAGGGUUAAAAACUUUUUUACGUGUAGACCCAGUUUGAGCCCAAAAGAGGAACCUUGCUUUUUUUCCUAAGAUGAUGCAAAGAAAUUAUAAAAAGUAUUAUUGUUUUAAUCUCUGCAUAUUUUCAAGUUACCAGUAAGCCUUUCGGGUAAACAAAACAAAACAAAACAAAAAAAUACCCUAAAAAACAAAUAGGACUAGUGAAGUGGUUCAUCCGGUAAAGACAUAUGCCAUCAAGCCUGAAAACCUGAACCUGAUCCCUGGGACCCACAUGGAGGAAGAGAGAACCAACUGCAAGUUGUCCUUUGACCUCCAUCUGCAUGUACUAGUCAGAGUUCUCUGGAGAAACAGAACUGACAGAAUGAAUAUGUAUUAAAAUAACUUAUUAAUGAGCUUACUUUGAAAUAGUCACAACAGUUAAAUCAUAUCUGAGAGACUGAGAUUCUGGUAGUUGCUCUGUCCUUGAGGCUGGGUGGGUGCCUCAGCAGCCUGAGUAGUCACACAGUGGCAGUCUCACACUGUAGAGGAUUGAGACCCUCCUGUAUAAAAGGUGCACAGUUUAGGGGCUGGAGAGAUGACUCAGUGGUUAAGAGCAGUAACUGUUAUUAG
Molecule: messenger RNA, 4095 nt
Organism: Nannospalax galili (Upper Galilee mountains blind mole rat)
Lineage: Eukaryota; Metazoa; Chordata; Mammalia; Rodentia; Spalacidae
Gene: Afg2a
Product: spermatogenesis associated 5
Exons: 16
Coding region: 137-2809 (890 amino acids)
Cellular component (GO): cytoplasm
Molecular function (GO): ATP hydrolysis activity; ATP binding
Source: RefSeq, a predicted model, not a curated record